Messenger RNA from Capra hircus (goat), 2982 nucleotides. RefSeq names its product ATP binding cassette subfamily F member 3 (gene ABCF3). Bases 128 to 2257 code for a protein of 709 amino acids. Gene Ontology annotation, molecular function: ATP binding; ATP hydrolysis activity. The transcript has 21 exons. The record is from RefSeq and is a predicted model, not a curated record. NCBI's taxonomy places the organism in Eukaryota, Metazoa, Chordata, Mammalia, Artiodactyla, Bovidae.
CGCGCCUUUCUUACGUCACCGUUUCGCAUGCGCUUUGGAAGGAAGGGCGAGCUUUCGGGGGACCGGUAGGGGGCGGGCCUUGACCGGGGUCUCACAGCGACUGCGCGGACGGGAGCCCGACUGGAACAUGGCGACUUGCGCUGAAAUCCUGCGGAGCGAGUUCCCCGAAAUUGACGGACAGGUCUUCGACUACGUGACUGGCGUCUUGCACAGCGGCAGUGCGGACUUCGAGUCUGUGGAUGACCUGGUGGAAGCUGUGGGGGAACUGUUGCAGGAGGUGUCCGGGGACAGCAAGGAUGACGCGGGCAUCAGGGCCGUGUGCCAGCGCAUGUACAACACUCUGCGCCUGGCGGAACCACAGACCCAGGGAAACAGCCAGGUGCUACUAGACGCCCCCAUCCAGUUGUCAAAGAUAACAGAGAACUACGACUGUGGCACCAAACUUCCAGGCCUGCUAAAGAGGGAACAGUCCUCGACGGUGAAUGCAAAGAAGCUAGAGAAAGCUGAGGCUCGAUUGAAGGCAAAGCAGGAGAAGCGCUCAGAGAAGGACACACUCAAGACCAGCAACCCUCUAGUCUUGGAAGAGGCAUCAGCCAGCCAGGCAGGCAGCCGAAAGGAAAGUCGGUUGGAAUCAUCUGGAAAGAACAAAUCCUAUGAUGUGCGAAUUGAGAACUUUGAUGUGUCUUUUGGCGAUAGGGUACUGCUGGCUGGAGCAGAUGUGAACCUAGCAUGGGGCCGCCGCUAUGGCCUGGUGGGUCGGAAUGGGCUGGGGAAGACGACGCUGCUGAAGAUGCUGGCCACCAGGAGCCUGCGAGUUCCAGCCCACAUUUCCCUACUGCAUGUGGAGCAAGAGGUUGCUGGAGACGACACCCCUGCCCUGCAGAGUGUGCUGGAGAGUGACACGGUGCGAGAAGACCUGCUGCGUCGGGAGCGGGAGCUCAACGCCCAGAUUGCCGCUGGCAGGGCUGAGGGCUCACAAGCUGCACAGCUGGCAGAAAUCUAUGCCAAGUUGGAGGAGAUCGAGGCUGACAAAGCACCUGCCAGGGCAUCAGUUAUUCUUGCUGGGCUUGGCUUUACCCCCAAAAUGCAGCAGCAGCCCACCCGGGAGUUCUCAGGUGGCUGGAGGAUGAGACUGGCCCUGGCCCGGGCUCUGUUUGCUAGGCCAGAUCUGCUGCUGUUAGAUGAACCCACUAACAUGCUGGAUGUAAGGGCCAUCCUAUGGCUGGAGAAUUAUCUGCAGACGUGGCCCUCCACAAUCCUGGUCGUCUCCCAUGACCGCAACUUCCUGAAUGCCAUAGCCACAGACAUCAUCCACCUGCACAGCCAGCGGCUGGAUGGUUACCGGGGAGACUUUGAGACCUUCAUCAAGAGCAAGCAGGAGCGACUGCUCAAUCAGCAGCGUGAAUAUGAGGCCCAGCAACAGUAUCGCCAGCAUAUCCAGGUUUUUAUUGACCGUUUUCGCUACAAUGCCAACAGAGCCUCCCAAGUGCAGAGCAAACUCAAGAUGCUGGAGAAACUACCAGAGCUGAAACCUGUGGAUAAGGAGCUGGAGGUAGUGAUGAAAUUCCCCGAUGGAUUUGAGAAGUUCUCACCACCAAUCCUGCAACUGGAUGAGGUGGACUUCUACUAUGACCCAAAGCACGUCAUCUUCAGCCGUCUCUCUGUCUCUGCCGAUCUUGAAUCUCGCAUCUGUGUGGUUGGGGAGAAUGGGGCUGGGAAGUCUACCAUGCUGAAGUUGCUUAUGGGGGACCUGACCCCUGUUCGGGGCAUCAGACAUGCUCACAGGAAUCUGAAGAUUGGCUAUUUCAGCCAGCACCACGUGGAGCAGCUGGACCUGAAUGUCAGUGCUGUGGAACUGCUAGCACGCAAGUUCCCUGGACGACCUGAGGAGGAGUACCGUCACCAGCUGGGCCGGUAUGGCAUCUCUGGAGAACUGGCCGUGCGCCCUGUUGCCAGUUUGUCUGGGGGCCAGAAGAGCAGGGUGGCCUUUGCUCAGAUGACCAUGCCCUGUCCCAACUUCUACAUUCUGGAUGAACCCACAAACCACUUGGAUAUGGAGACCAUUGAGGCUCUGGGCCGUGCUCUCAACAACUUCAGGGGUGGUGUGAUUCUGGUGUCCCAUGACGAGCGCUUCAUCCGGUUGGUGUGCCGGGAGCUGUGGGUGUGCGAAGGAGGCGGCGUCACCCGGGUUGAGGGGGGAUUUGAUCAGUACCGAGCUCUUCUCCAGGAACAGUUCCGCCGUGAGGGCUUCCUCUAGGGCCAUGAGGCUGAGGACUGUGCCCAGGACAUGGACUGUCUUUCAGACCCCUGGGCCACCGUGUAGGCGGCCAUCUCCUGCCACGGACUUCUUGGGGACAGCAUUCAUAAAUCUCUCUUUUUGACUGGAGCAUCCUCUGCACAACCCGGGAGCCCCACCUAAGGGUCUUUGAGGACGGGUCCUCCAAGGGGAAGGGAGUGGGGGGGCUGCCCUCUAGGACUCUAGACUCCUCCCACUGCCCCAGCUGUGACUGGGCUCUGAUGGCCGCUGUGUAAAUUAAAUAUCCCUGCAUCUCCCUUGCUCACUCUGCUGCUCCUGGUGUAGGGCUGCAGUGUUUGCCCAUGGUUAAGGGGUGCAGUCUCUCUGAUUUGGCAUUUUCCUGUGACAUUUGCAUCUGUCAUGUGGAGGAGGCUGUGGAAGCAUCAGUGUUGCCCCUGGGGGAAGAUGUCAUUAAAGCUGCUGGGGGUCGACCUUGCAGUGGACCAAGCUUAUAAUGAAGGGCAGUGUAUUCCAUCACUGCAGUGCUGUGCUCUCCAGCCAAGGCUUAGCUGAAGGGGUCUGGGUUCUGCUGUCUCAGCCCCACUGCUUGAAUGAGUAAGCUGAUUCUGCAACCUGGCCUCAGACAUGGUUUGCCAACUGCUUUCUCCAGUGAUCUCUGGCCUAGGCUCACUCUUCUCUGAAUUUGACCCUUUGGGGCCAAAGAGAAAAGUGAGAAACUGUCCCCA